GUUGGGGGUGAAAUAUGAUGGUCCUGGGGGACGAGACUCUACAGGUUUGACGAUUAGGCGUCAAGACUGGUUUAGGCUUGGGGGUUAAACCAGAGACUGUCCAAGAGAGGCCAAAACUCCCGGUAGGGCAAACUUUUCCUGAAAUGGAGUGGAAACUGGAGCGCACCGCACCUCGGAGGGUCCGGACAGAAGAAGAGAUGCUGUGGGAGAACAUCAUGCAGGUGCUCUCCAAAGGCAUGAAGCAGAUGAGAAGUCAAGGUUCUCCCAAGGUAUUUGAUGCAGUUAAUACCACAUAUUCUAACUUUAAGAGCAACUUCACAAAGAGGGAGUCGGCUGAGGUUCCUGUUGCCAGUAGCCCAAUUACCACAAGAUGGCGACAAAGCCAAGCCAGGAAGUUGGCAGCCUCUUCCUUCAGGGAAGAGCAUUCAACCACUGACCUCCUGGAAGCUUCUGGAUCCAUGAUAAAAAUAACUCCUGAGAAAGACACCUUGAUUCUAGGAUCCUACAAAGAAUUACUGAAGACUCCCAUCAAAGGAAAUCUUGAAACAAAUAGCUCGACUCUCCAUUUUUGCCAGGCACCUCAUGCACUGGAUGGAGACCGGAAGGAAGACAUUGCCUCAAAAAGCCAGAAAUGCCUAAACGAGCUAUUUUCAACCCAGAAGGUGGCUCAGCAGGUUAAUGGGAAAAUGCAGCUCUGUGAGCAAUCCCAGUGUGUUUGGAAAGGCUGCAGAGAUGGAGUCAGAGAUGAAUCCUUCCAUGUUAAAAGGUUCAGUGAUAUAAACUAUUCUAUCCUCCAACCAGAGGUGAAGAUUCAUCUUUCUGGUCUUCGAAAUGACUACUAUCUGAAUAUCCUAGACUGGAAUUCUCAAGAUCUUGUUGCUGUAGCCCUGGGAUCUUCUGUAUACAUCUGGAAUGGGGAAAACCACAAUGGGAUUGAUAAUAUAGACUUAAGUCUCACUAGUAACUAUGUAUCUUCUGUGUCCUGGAUAAAAGAGGGGAGCUGCCUGGCAGUUGGCACCAGCGAAGGAGAAGUACAAUUAUGGGAUGUGGUAACUAAAAAGCAGCUGAGAAAUAUGCUUGGUCAUUUGUCAGUGGUUGCGGCUCUGAGCUGGAAUCACUGUAUACUCAGCAGUGGGUCAAGACUGGGCCAUGUUUAUCACCAUGAUGUGCGGGUAGCGCAGCAUCACGUCGGAACACUUCCCCACAAGCAAGCUGUAUGUGCUCUGAAGUGGUCACCAGAUGGCAGGCUGCUUUCCAGUGGCUGUAGUGACGGACUGCUGACUAUCUGGCCCCAUGAUCCAGGUGUGCAUGCACAAAGUCAACCAAUAAAAGUCAUAGCCCAACCUACAGCAGUCAAGGCCAUGGAUUGGUGUCCCUGGCAGGCUGGCGUCCUUGCUGUUGGAGGAGGAAUGCAGGAUGGACACUUACACAUCUUGGACAUAAAUAGUGGUCAGAGCAUCCAGACCCCAAGCACAAACUCACAGAUUUGUUCACUAAUCUGGCUACCUAAAACAAAGGAGAUUGCAACUGGCCAGGGUGCGCCUAAGAAUGAUGUGACUGUAUGGGCUUGUCCUGCUCUGGCCAGGUCAGGUGGAUUUUUUGGCCACAGAGGCAGAGUGCUGCAGUUGGCUUUGAGUCCGGACCAGACCCGAGUGUUUUCUGUGGCUGCUGAUGGCAUAGCCUGUGUAUGGAAAUGCUGCAAUCCGCUCAGCCCCUCUAAGCUUCAGUUUCCUGAUUUCUAAGUGCGAAUAUUGAUAUUGGCCUUGUCUUCUGCAUGGCAUUGUCAAGAGGAUCUAACAAGAUGAAGUGCGUUUCCUGAAGUGAAUGCCUGUUCUCCUGACCUUCUUUCUCAGGUUCCCGUAUUUGUUCUGCUUCCUCCUAUUGCAUUUCCCAGCCAUUGUCUUUGACCCUCUAUUCUUCUCUCUCCACUUUUUCCCUCCUCCUGCUCUUCAUUUUUCUUCUUCUCUAUCUCUUCCUUGUCAGGGAUGCAUUUUCACUACUAUACUCAGAAUAAAAUCUAUAGCAAAGAUUUUGAAAUACUUCUUUUCCACUUGAGUUUCCUCCCAAGCUCCAGCCUCGUACUUCUGUCUCUGGAUAUUUUCUUUUUGAGAUCCUUUCCUGUCUUUAACUCACACUCAAUACAUUAAAAACACAACAUGUUCACUUGACAGAUAUUGGUAAAAAUCUUACUAUAUGCUAAACAGUAUGUUAAGCAUGCAUAUUAUUUCCUCUCAAAAUGAGUUCCUCUGCAGGAUUCCCUUCGCCCAUCACCCGGGAGUCUCCUGAUCAUUGUGUUCCGUGCUCAGUCAGAUUACCCCAUGCUCUCUUUUCUUCUGUUUCACCCUAGUCAUGUCCUGAAUACCUGAUGACCAGUCUGCAGUAAUUGCCUUCUAACUGGUUUUCCUGUCUUUAUUCUUCAUGGGUCCCCACACCACUGUUUGGUUAAAUUUCUGAAAGUGUUGUGCUGAUCCUCUCCGUUCCCUGAUCAUAAACUCUCAAUGACUCCCUAAUACCUAGACCUUGGAGUCUCGAGCACAGAAGUUGAAGUUUGGGGACCUGUUCUUGCCUUGGCUCUGCCGUAAUUGACCUUGGCUAUGUCGCAACAUUUGCAAAAUUAGGAAUUUGGAGGUAACAGCUGCUCAGGUUUCUUCCAGCUUGACCAU
Rhinolophus ferrumequinum (greater horseshoe bat) is the source of this 2663-nucleotide messenger RNA. RefSeq names its product cell division cycle 20B (gene CDC20B). Lineage: Eukaryota; Metazoa; Chordata; Mammalia; Chiroptera; Rhinolophidae. The record is from RefSeq and is a predicted model, not a curated record. Gene Ontology annotation, cellular component: anaphase-promoting complex. The transcript has 12 exons. Gene Ontology annotation, biological process: positive regulation of ubiquitin protein ligase activity; anaphase-promoting complex-dependent catabolic process; positive regulation of anaphase-promoting complex-dependent catabolic process. Bases 144 to 1742 code for a protein of 532 amino acids. Gene Ontology annotation, molecular function: anaphase-promoting complex binding; protein binding; ubiquitin ligase activator activity.